Pan troglodytes (chimpanzee) is the source of this 22331-nucleotide messenger RNA. RefSeq names its product mucin 5B, oligomeric mucus/gel-forming (gene MUC5B). Bases 95 to 21787 code for a protein of 7230 amino acids. Gene Ontology annotation, cellular component: extracellular matrix. The transcript is spliced from 49 exons. Gene Ontology annotation, molecular function: protein binding. Lineage: Eukaryota; Metazoa; Chordata; Mammalia; Primates; Hominidae. The record is from RefSeq and is a predicted model, not a curated record.
CCUGCUACAUAAGCUGGGGCCCCCAGGGGAGCAAGCACCCGGCCCGGCUCCCUCCCUGCCCGUCCCCGUCCCCCCACCCGUGCCAGCCCCCAGGAUGGGUGCCCCGAGCGCGUGCCGGACGCUGGUGUUGGCUCUGGCGGCCAUGCUCGUGGUGCCGCAGGCAGAGACCCAGGGCCCUGUGGAGCCGAGCUGGGGGAAUGCAGGGCACACCAUGGAUGGCGGUGCCCCGACGUCCUCGCCCACCCGGCGCGUGAGCUUUGUUCCACCCGUCACUGUCUUCCCCAGCCUGAGCCCCCUGAACCCGGCGCACAACGGGCGGGUGUGCAGCACCUGGGGUGACUUCCACUACAAGACCUUCGACGGCGACGUCUUCCGCUUCCCUGGCCUUUGCAACUACGUGUUCUCUGAGCACUGCCGCGCCGCCUACGAGGACUUCAACGUCCAGCUACGCCGAGGCCUAGUGGGCUCCAGGCCUGUGGUCACCCGUGUUGUCAUCAAGGCCCAGGGGCUGGUGCUGGAGGCGUCCAACGGCUCCGUCCUCGUCAACGGGCAGCGGGAGGAGCUGCCUUACAGCCGCACUGGCCUCCUGGUGGAGCAGAGCGGGGACUACAUCAAGGUCAGCAUCCGGCUGGUGCUGACAUUCCUGUGGAACGGAGAGGACAGUGCCCUGCUGGAGCUGGAUCCCAAAUACGCCAACCAGACCUGUGGCCUGUGUGGGGACUUCAACGGCCUCCCGGCCUUCAACGAGUUCUAUGCCCACAACGCCAGGCUGACCCCGCUCCAGUUUGGGAACCUGCAGAAGUUGGAUGGGCCCACGGAGCAGUGCCCGGACCCGCUGCCCUUGCCGGCCGGCAACUGCACGGACGAGGAGGGCAUCUGCCACCGCACCCUGCUGGGGCCGGCCUUUGCGGAGUGCCACGCACUGGUGGACAGCACUGCAUACCUGGCCGCCUGCGCCCAGGACCUGUGCCGCUGCCCCACCUGCCCGUGUGCCACCUUUGUGGAAUACUCACGCCAGUGCGCCCACGCGGGGGGCCAGCCGCGGAACUGGAGGUGCCCUGAGCUCUGCCCCCGGACCUGCCCCCUCAACAUGCAGCACCAGGAGUGUGGCUCACCCUGCACGGACACCUGCUCCAACCCCCAGCGCGCGCAGCUCUGCGAGGACCACUGUGUGGAUGGCUGCUUCUGCCCCCCAGGCACAGUGCUGGAUGACAUCACGCACUCUGGCUGCCUGCCCCUCGGGCAGUGCCCCUGCACCCACGGUGGCCGCACCUACAGCCCGGGCACCUCCUUCAACACCACCUGCAGCUCCUGCACCUGCUCCGGGGGGCUAUGGCAGUGCCAGGACCUGCCGUGCCCUGGCACCUGCUCUGUGCAGGGCGGGGCCCACAUCUCCACCUAUGAUGAGAAACUCUACGACCUGCAUGGUGACUGCAGCUACGUUCUGUCCAAGAAAUGUGCCGACAGCAGCUUCACCGUGCUGGCUGAGCUGCGGAAGUGUGGCCUGACGGACAACGAGAACUGCCUGAAAGCGGUGACGCUCAGCCUGGACGGCGGGGACACGGCCAUCCGGAUCCAAGCGGACGGCGGCGUGUUCCUCAACUCCAUCUACACGCAGCUGCCCCUGUCGGCAGCCAACAUCACCUUGUUCACACCCUCGAGCUUCUUCAUCGUGGUGCAGACAGGCCUCGGGCUGCAGCUGCUGGUGCAGCUGGUGCCACUCAUGCAGGUGUUUGUCAGGCUGGACCCCGCCCACCAGGGCCAGAUGUGCGGCCUGUGUGGGAACUUCAACCAGAACCAGGCUGACGACUUCACGGCCCUCAGCGGGGUGGUGGAGGCCACGGGUGCAGCCUUCGCCAACACCUGGAAGGCCCAGGCCGCCUGUGCCAAUGCCAGGAACAGCUUUGAGGACCCCUGCUCCCUCAGUGUGGAGAAUGAGAACUACGCCCGGCACUGGUGCUCGCGCCUGACUGACCCCAACAGUGCCUUUUCGCGCUGCCACUCCGUCAUCAACCCCAAGCCCUUCCACUCGAACUGCAUGUUUGACACCUGCAACUGUGAGCAGAGCGAGGACUGCCUGUGCGCCGCGCUGUCCUCCUACGUGCACGCCUGUGCCGCCAAGGGCGUGCAGCUCAGCGACUGGAGGGACGGCGUCUGCACCAAGUACAUGCAGAACUGCCCCAAGUCCCAGCGCUACGCCUACGUGGUGGAUGCCUGCCAGCCCACUUGCCGCGGCCUAAGUGAGGCCGACGUCACCUGCAGCGUUUCCUUCGUGCCUGUGGACGGCUGCACCUGCCCCGCGGGCACCUUCCUCAAUGACGCGGGCGCCUGUGUGCCCGCCCAGGAGUGCCCCUGCUACGCUCAUGGCACCGUGCUGGCUCCUGGAGAGGUGGUGCACGACGAAGGCGCCGUGUGUUCAUGUACGGGUGGGAAGCUAAGCUGCCUGGGAGCCUCUCUGCAGAAAAGCACAGGGUGUGCAGCCCCCAUGGUGUACCUGGACUGCAGCAACAGCUCGGCGGGCACCCCUGGGGCCGAGUGCCUCCGGAGCUGCCACACGCUGGACGUGGGCUGUUUCAGCACACACUGCGUGUCCGGCUGUGUCUGUCCCCCGGGGCUGGUGUCGGAUGGGAGUGGGGGCUGCAUUGCCGAGGAGGACUGCCCCUGUGUGCACAACGAGGCCACCUACAAGCCUGGAGAGACCAUCAGGGUCGACUGCAACACCUGCACCUGCAGGAACCGGAGGUGGGAGUGCAGCCACCGGCUCUGCCUGGGCACCUGCGUGGCCUACGGGGAUGGCCACUUCAUCACCUUCGAUGGCGAUCGCUACAGCUUUGAAGGCAGCUGCGAGUACAUCUUGGCCCAGGACUACUGUGGGGACAACACCACCCACGGGACCUUCCGCAUCGUCACCGAGAACAUCCCCUGUGGGACCACCGGCACCACCUGCUCCAAGGCCAUCAAGCUCUUCGUGGAGAGCUACGAGCUGAUCCUCCAAGAGGGGACCUUUAAGGUGGUGGCGAGAGGGCCGGGUGGGGACCCACCCUACAAGAUCCGCUACAUGGGGAUCUUCCUGGUCAUUGAGACCCACGGGAUGGCCGUGUCCUGGGACCGGAAGACCAGCGUGUUCAUCCGACUGCACCAGGACUACAAGGGCAGGGUCUGCGGCCUGUGCGGGAACUUCGACGACAAUGCCAUCAAUGACUUUGCCACACGUAGCCGGUCCGUGGUGGGGGACGCACUGGAGUUUGGGAACAGCUGGAAGCUCUCCCCCUCCUGCCCGGACGCCCUGGCGCCCAAGGACCCCUGCACGGCCAACCCCUUCCGCAAGUCCUGGGCCCAGAAGCAGUGCAGCAUCCUCCACGGCCCCACCUUUGCCGCCUGCCGCUCCCAGGUUGACUCCACCAAGUACUACGAGGCCUGCGUGAACGACGCGUGUGCCUGCGACUCGGGUGGCGACUGCGAGUGUUUCUGCACGGCUGUGGCUGCCUACGCCCAGGCCUGCCACGACGCGGGCCUGUGUGUGUCCUGGCGGACUCCGGACACCUGCCCCUUGUUCUGUGACUUCUACAACCCACAUGGGGGCUGUGAGUGGCACUACCAGCCCUGCGGGGCACCCUGCCUAAAAACCUGCCGGAACCCCAGUGGGCACUGCCUGGUGGACCUGCCUGGCCUGGAAGGCUGCUACCCGAAGUGCCCACCCAGCCAGCCCUUCUUCAAUGAGGACCAGAUGAGGUGCGUGGCCCAGUGUGGCUGCUACGACAAGGAUGGAAACUACUAUGACGUCGGUGCAAGGGUCCCCACAGCAGAGAACUGCCAGAGCUGUAACUGCACACCCAGUGGCAUCCAGUGCGCUCACAGCCUUGAGGCCUGCACCUGCACCUAUGAGGACAGGACCUACAGCUACCAGGACGUCAUCUACAACACCACCGAUGGGCUUGGCGCCUGCUUGAUCGCCAUCUGCGGAAGCAAUGGCACCAUCAUCAGGAAGGCUGUGGCAUGUCCUGGAACUCCGGCCACAACGCCAUUCACCUUCACCACCGCCUGGGUCCCCCACUCCACGACAAGCCCGGCCCUCCCGGUCUCCACCGUGUGCGUCCGUGAGGUCUGCCACUGGUCCAGCUGGUACAAUGGGCACCGCCCAGAGCCCGGCCUGGGAGGCGGAGACUUUGAGACGUUUGAAAACCUGAGGCAGAGAGGGUACCAGGUAUGCCCUGUGCCGGCUGACAUCGAGUGCCGGGCGGGGCAGCUUCCUGACAUGCCGCUGGAGGAGCUGGGCCAGCAGGUGGACUGUGACCGCAUGCGGGGGCUGAUGUGUGCCAACAGCCAGCAGAGCGCCCCGCUCUGUCACGACUACGAGCUGCGGGUUCUCUGCUGCGAAUAUGUGCCCUGUGGCCCCUCCCCGGCCCCAGGCACCAGCCCCCAGCCCUCCCUCAGUGCCAGCACGGAGCCUGCUGUGCCUACCCCCACCCAGACCACAGCAACCGAAAAGACCACCCUAUGGGUGACCCCAAGCGUCCGGUCGACGGCGGCCCUCACCUCGCAGACUGGGUCCAGCUCAGGCCCCGUGACGGUCACACCCUCGGCCCCAGGUACCACCACCUGCCAGCCCCGGUGUCAGUGGACAGAGUGGUUUGAUGAGGACUACCCCAAGUCUGAACAACUUGGAGGGGACGUUGAGUCCUACGAUAAGAUCAGGGCCGCUGGAGGGCACUUAUGCCAGCAGCCUAAGGACAUAGAGUGCCAGGCUGAGAGCUUCCCCAACUGGACCCUGGCACAGGUGGGGCAGAAGGUGCACUGUGAUGUCCGCUUCGGCCUGGUGUGCAGGAACUGGGAGCAGGAGGGCGUCUUCAAGAUGUGCUACAACUACAGGAUCCGGGUCCUCUGCUGCAGCGACGACCACUGCAGGGGACGUGCCACGACCCCGCCACCGACCACAGAGCUGGAGACGGCCACCACCACCGCCACCCAGGCCCUGUUCUCAACGCCGCAGCCUACGAGUAGCCCGGGGGUGACCAGGGCUCCCCCAGCCAGCACCACAGCAGUCCCCACCCUCUCAGAAGGACUGACGUCCCCCAGAUACACAAGCACCCUUGGUACAGCCACCACGGGAGGCCCCACGACGCCUGCAGGCUCCACAGAACCCACUGUCCCAGGGGUGGCCACAUCCACCCUUCCAACACGCUCAGCCCUUCCAGGGACCACGGGGAGCGUGGGCACAUGGCGCCCCUCACAGCCACCCACGCUGGCCCCAACAACAAUGGCAACCUCCAGAGCUCGCCCGACAGGCACAGCCAGCACCGCUUCCAAAGAGCCGCUGACCACGAGCCUGGCGCCAACACUCACGAGCGAGCUGUCCACCUCUCAGGCCGAGACCAGCACGCCCAGGACAGAGACGACAACGAACCCCUUGACUAACGCCACCACCAGCCAGGGCACGACCCGCUGUCAACCGAAGUGUGAGUGGACAGAGUGGUUUGACGUGGACUUCCCAACCUCAGGGGUUGCAGGCGGGGACAUGGAAACUUUUGAAAACAUCAGGGCUGCUGGCGGCAAGAUGUGCUGGGCACCAAAGAGCAUAGAGUGCCGGGCGGAGAACUACCCCGAGGUAAGCAUCGACCAGGUCGGGCAGGUGCUGACCUGCAGCCUGGAGACGGGGCUGACGUGCAAGAACGAAGACCAGACAGGCAGGUUCAACAUGUGCUUCAACUACAACGUGCGUGUGCUUUGCUGUGACGACUACAGCCACUGCCCGAGCACUCCGGCCACCAGCUCCACGGUGACCCCCUCCUCCAUCCCGGGGACCACCCACACCGCCACAGUGCUGACCACCACCACCACAACUGUGGCCACUGGUUCUAUGGCAACACCCUCCUCUAGCACACAGACCAGUGGUACUCCCCCAUCACUGAUCACCACGGCCACUACGAUCACGGCCACCGGCUCCACCACCAACCCCUCCUCAACUCCAGGGACAACAACCAUCCCCCCAGUGCUGACCACCACCGCCACCACACCUGCAGCCACCAGCAGCACAGUGACUCCCUCCUCUGCCCUAGGGACCACCCACACACCCCCAGUGCCGAACACCACGGCCACCACACACGGGCGAUCCCUGUCCCCCAGCAGUCCCCACACGGUGCCCACAGCCUGGACUUCGGCCACCUCGGGCACCUUGGGCACCACCCACAUCACAAAGCCUUCCACGGUGACUUCCCACACCCCAGCAGCAACCACUGGUACCACCCAGCACUCGACUCCAGCCCUGUCCAGCCCUCACCCUAGCAGCAGGACCACCGAGUCACCCCCUUCUCCAGGGACGACCACCCCGGGCCACACCACGGCCACCUCCAGGACCACGGCCACGGCCACACCCAGCAAGACUCGCACCUCGACCCUGCUGCCCAGCAGCCCCACAUCAGCCCCCAUAACCACGGUGGUGACCACGGGCUGUGAGCCCCAGUGUGCCUGGUCAGAGUGGCUGGACUACAGCUACCCCAUGCCGGGGCCCUCUGGCGGGGACUUUGACACCUACUCCAACAUCCGUGCGGCCGGAGGGGCCGUCUGUGAGCAGCCCCUGGGCCUUGAGUGCCGUGCCCAGGCCCAGCCUGGUGUCCCCCUGAGGGAGUUGGGCCAGGUUGUGGAAUGCAGCCUGGACUUUGGCCUGGUCUGCAGGAACCGUGAGCAGGUGGGGAAGUUCAAGAUGUGCUUCAACUAUGAAAUCCGUGUGUUCUGCUGCAACUACGGCCACUGCCCCAGCACCCCAGCCACCAGCUCCAUGACAACCCCCUUCUCCAUUCCGGGGACAACCUGGAUCCUCACAGAGCUGAGCACAACAGCCAGUACGACUGCAUCCACUGGAUCCACGGCCACCCCAUCCUCCACCCCAGGGACCACCUGGAUCCUCACAGAGCCCACCACUACAGCCACCGUGACGGUGCCCACCGGAUCCACGGCCACCGCCUCCUCCACCCCGGGAACUGCUGGCACCCCAAAUGUGACCACCACGGCCACGACACCCACCGUCACCAGCUCCAAAGCCACUCCCUCCUCCAGUCCAGGGACUGCAACCACCCUUCCAGCACUGAGAAGCACAGCCACCACACCCACAGCUACCAGAUUUACAGCCAUCCCCUCUUCCUCCCUGGGCACCACCUGGACCCGCCUAUCACAGACCACCCCACCCACGGCCACCAUGUCCACAGCCACACCCUCCUCCACUCCAGAGACUGCACACACCUCCACAGUGCUUACCGCCACGGCCACCACAACCGGGGCCACCGGCUCUGUGGCCACCCCCUCCUCCACCCCAGGAACAGCUCACACUACCAAAGUGCCGACUACCACAACCACGGGCUUCACAGCCACCCCCUCCUCCAGCCCAGGGACGGCACACAUGCCUCCAGUGCGGAUCAGCACAACCAGCACACCCACAACCAGUGGCUCCACGGUGACCCCCUCCUCCAUCCCGGGGACCACCCACACCGCCACAGUGCUGACCACCACCACCACAACUGUGGCCACUGGUUCUAUGGCAACACCCUCCUCUAGCACACAGACCAGUGGUACUCCCCCAUCACUGAUCACCACGGCCACUACGAUCACGGCCACCGGCUCCACCACCAACCCCUCCUCAACUCCAGGGACAACACCCAUCCCCCCAGUGCUGACCACCGCCACCACCACACCUGCAGCCACCAGCAGCACAGUGACUCCCUCCUCUGCCCUAGGGACCACCCACACACCCCCAGUGCCGAACACCACGGCCACCACACACGGGCGAUCCCUGUCCCCCAGCAGUCCCCACACGGUGCCCACAGCCUGGACUUCGGCCACCUCGGGCACCUUGGGCACCACCCACAUCACAGAGCCUUCCACGGUGACUUCCCACACCCCAGCAGCAACCACUGGUACCACCCAGCACUCGACUCCAGCCCUGUCCAGCCCUCACCCUAGCAGCAGGACCACCGAGUCACCCCCUUCUCCAGGGACGACCACCCCGGGCCACACCACGGCCACCUCCAGGACCACGGCCACGGCCACACCCAGCAAGACUCGCACCUCGACCCUGCUGCCCAGCAGCCCCACAUCAGCCCCCAUAACCACGGUGGUGACCACGGGCUGUGAGCCCCAGUGUGCCUGGUCAGAGUGGCUGGACUACAGCUACCCCAUGCCGGGGCCCUCUGGCGGGGACUUUGACACCUACUCCAACAUCCGUGCGGCCGGAGGGGCCGUCUGUGAGCAGCCCCUGGGCCUUGAGUGCCGUGCCCAGGCCCAGCCUGGUGUCCCCCUGAGGGAGUUGGGCCAGGUUGUGGAAUGCAGCCUGGACUUUGGCCUGGUCUGCAGGAACCGUGAGCAGGUGGGGAAGUUCAAGAUGUGCUUCAACUAUGAAAUCCGUGUGUUCUGCUGCAACUACGGCCACUGCCCCAGCACCCCAGCCACCAGCUCCAUGACCACCCCCUUCUCCAUUCCGGGGACAACCUGGAUCCUCACAGAGCUGAGCACAACAGCCAGUACGACUGCAUCCACUGGAUCCACGGCCACCCCAUCCUCCACCCCAGGGACCACCUGGAUCCUCACAGAGCCCACCACUACAGCCACCGUGACGGUGCCCACCGGAUCCACGGCCACCGCCUCCUCCACCCCGGGAACUGCUGGCACCCCAAAUGUGACCACCACGGCCACGACACCCACCGUCACCAGCUCCAAAGCCACUCCCUCCUCCAGUCCAGGGACUGCAACCACCCUUCCAGCACUGAGAAGCACAGCCACCACACCCACAGCUACCAGAUUUACAGCCAUCCCCUCUUCCUCCCUGGGCACCACCUGGACCCGCCUAUCACAGACCACCACACCCACGGCCACCAUGUCCACAGCCACACCCUCCUCCACUCCAGAGACUGCACACACCUCCACAGUGCUUACCGCCACGGCCACCACAACCGGGGCCACCGGCUCUGUGGCCACCCCCUCCUCCACCCCAGGAACAGCUCACACUACCAAAGUGCCGACUACCACAACCACGGGCUUCACAGCCACCCCCUCCUCCAGCCCAGGGACGGCACACACGCCUCCAGUGGGGAUCAGCACAACCAGCACACCCACAACCAGUGGCUCCACGGUGACCCCCUCCUCCAUCCCGGGGACCACCCACACCGCCACAGUGCUGACCACCACCACCACAACUGUGGCCACUGGUUCUAUGGCAACACCCUCCUCUAGCACACAGACCAGUGGUACUCCCCCAUCACUGAUCACCACGGCCACUACGAUCACGGCCACCGGCUCCACCACCAACCCCUCCUCAACUCCAGGGACAACACCCAUCCCCCCAGUGCUGACCACCGCCACCACCACACCUGCAGCCACCAGCAGCACAGUGACUCCCUCCUCUGCCCUAGGGACCACCCACACACCCCCAGUGCCGAACACCACGGCCACCACACACGGGCGAUCCCUGUCCCCCAGCAGUCCCCACACGGUGCCCACAGCCUGGACUUCGGCCACCUCGGGCACCUUGGGCACCACCCACAUCACAGAGCCUUCCACGGCGACUUCCCACACCCCAGCAGCAACCACUGGUACCACCCAGCACUCGACUCCAGCCCUGUCCAGCCCUCACCCUAGCAGCAGGACCACCGAGUCACCCCCUUCUCCAGGGACGACCACCCCGGGCCACACCACGGCCACCUCCAGGACCACGGCCACGGCCACACCCAGCAAGACUCGCACCUCGACCCUGCUGCCCAGCAGCCCCACAUCAGCCCCCAUAACCACAGUGGUGACCACGGGCUGUGAGCCCCAGUGUGCCUGGUCAGAGUGGCUGGACUACAGCUACCCCAUGCCGGGGCCCUCUGGCGGGGACUUUGACACCUACUCCAACAUCCGUGCGGCCGGAGGGGCCGUCUGUGAGCAGCCCCUGGGCCUUGAGUGCCGUGCCCAGGCCCAGCCUGGUGUCCCCCUGAGGGAGUUGGGCCAGGUUGUGGAAUGCAGCCUGGACUUUGGCCUGGUCUGCAGGAACCGUGAGCAGGUGGGGAAGUUCAAGAUGUGCUUCAACUAUGAAAUCCGUGUGUUCUGCUGCAACUACGGCCACUGCCCCAGCACCCCAGCCACCAGCUCCAUGACCACCCCCUUCUCCAUUCCGGGGACAACCUGGAUCCUCACAGAGCUGAGCACAACAGCCAGUACGACUGCAUCCACUGGAUCCACGGCCACCCCAUCCUCCACCCCAGGGACCACCUGGAUCCUCACAGAGCCCACCACUACAGCCACUGUGACGGUGCCCACCGGAUCCACGGCCACCGCCUCCUCCACCCCGGGAACUGCUGGCACCCCAAAUGUGACCACCACGGCCACGACACCCACCGUCACCAGCUCCAAAGCCACUCCCUCCUCCAGUCCAGGGACUGCAACCACCCUUCCAGCACUGAGAAGCACAGCCACCACACCCACAGCUACCAUGUUUACAGCCAUCCCCUCUUCCUCCCUGGCCACCAUGUCCACAAUCCACCCCUCCUCCACUCCGGAGACCACCCACACCUCCACAGUGCUGACCACCACAGCCACCACGACAAGGGCCACCAGUUCCAUGUCCACCCCCUCCUCCACUCCGGGGACGACCUGGAUCCUCACAGAGCUGACCAGAGCAGCCACUACAACUGGAGCCACUGGCCCCACGGCCACCCCGUCCUCCACCUCAGGGACCACCUGGAUCCUCACAGAGCCGAGCACUACAGCCACCGUGACGGUGCCCACCGGAUCCACGGCCACCGCCUCCUCCACCCGGGCAACUGCUGGCACCCCCAAAGUGCUGACCACCACGGCCACAACACCCACAGUCACCAGCUCCAGAGCCACUCCCUCCUCCAGUCCAGGGACUGCAACCACCCUUCCAGCACUGAGAAGCACAGCCACCACACCCACAGCUACCAGAUUUACAGCCAUCCCCUCUUCCUCCCUGGGCACCACCUGGACCCGCCUAUCACAGACCACCAAACCCACGGCCACCAUGUCCACAGCCACACCUUCCUCCACUCCAGAGACUGCACACACCUCCACAGUGCUUACCGCCAUGGCCACCACAACCGGGGCCACCGGCUCUGUGGCCACCCCCUCCUCCACCCCAGGAACAGCUCACACUACCAAAGUGCCGACUACCACAACCACGGGCUUCACAGCCACCCCCUCCUCCAGCCCAGGGACGGCACAAACGCCUCCAGUGCGGAUCAGCACAACCAGCACACCCACAACCAGUGGCUCCACGGUGACCCCCUCCUCCAUCCCGGGGACCACCCACACCGCCACAGUGCUGACCACCACCACCACAACUGUGGCCACUGGUUCUAUGGCAACACCCUCCUCUAGCACACAGACCAGUGGUACUCCCCCAUCACUGAUCACCACGGCCACUACGAUCACGGCCACCGGCUCCACCACCAACCCCUCCUCAACUCCAGGGACAACACCCAUCCCCCCAGUGCUGACCACCGCCACCACCACACCUGCAGCCACCAGCAGCACAGUGACUCCCUCCUCUGCCCUAGGGACCACCCACACACCCCCAGUGCCGAACACCACGGCCACCACACACGGGCGAUCCCUGUCCCCCAGCAGUCCCCACAUGGUGCCCACAGCCUGGACUUCGGCCACCUCGGGCACCUUGGGCACCACCCACAUCACAGAGCCUUCCACGGUGACUUCCCACACCCCAGCAGCAACCACUGGUACCACCCAGCACUCGACUCCAGCCCUGUCCAGCCCUCACCCUAGCAGCAGGACCACCGAGUCACCCCCUUCUCCAGGGACGACCACCCCGGGUCACACCACGGCCACCUCCAGGACCACGGCCACGGCCACACCCAGCAAGACCCACACCUCGACCCUGCUGCCCAGCAGCCCCACAUCGGCCCCCAUAACCACGGUGGUGACCACGGGCUGUGAGCCCCAGUGUGCCUGGUCAGAGUGGCUGGACUACAGCUACCCCAUGCCGGGGCCCUCUGGCGGGGACUUUGACACCUACUCCAACAUCCGUGCGGCCGGAGGGGCCGUCUGUGAGCAGCCCCUGGGCCUCGAGUGCCGUGCCCAGGCCCAGCCUGGUGUCCCCCUGCGGGAGUUGGGCCAGGUUGUGGAAUGCAGCCUGGACUUUGGCCUGGUCUGCAGGAACCGUGAGCAGGUGGGGAAGUUCAAGAUGUGCUUCAACUAUGAAAUCCGCGUGUUCUGCUGCAACUACGGCCGCUGCCCCAGCACCCCGGCCACCAGCUCCAUGACCAUUCCCUCCUCCACUCCGGGGACGACCUGGAUCCUCACAGAGCUGACCACAACAGCCACUACGACUGCAUCCACUGGAUCCACGGCCACCCCAUCCUCCACCCCAGGGACCACCUGGAUCCUCACAGAGCCGACCACUACAGCCACCGUGACGGUGCCCACCGGCUCCAUGGCCACCACCUCCUCCACCCCGGGAACGGCUGGCACCCCAAAUAUGACCACCACGGCCACGACACCCACAGUCACCAGCUCCAAAGCCACUCCCUCCUCCAGUCCAGGGACUGCAACCACCCUUCCAGUGCUGACAAGCACAGCCACCAAAUCCACAGCUACCAGCUUUACACCCAUCCCCUCCUCCACCCUUGGGACCACCGGGACCCUCCCAGAACAGACCACCACACCCGUGGCCACCAUGUCCACAAUCCACCCCUCCUCCACUCCGGAGACCACCCACACCUCCACAGUGCUGACCACCACGGCCACCACGACAAGGGCCACCAGUUCCACGGCCACACCCUCCUCCACUCCGGGGACGACCUGGAUCCUCACAGAGCUGACCACAGCAGCCACUACAACUGCAGCCACUGGCCCCACGGCCACCCCGUCCUCCACCCCAGGGACCACCUGGAUCCUCACAGAGCCGAGCACUACAGCCACCGCGACCCUGACCACCGGAUCCACGGCCACCGCCUCCUCCACCCAGGCAACUGCUGGCACCCCCAAAGUGCUGACCACCAUGGCCACAACACCCACAGUCACCAGCUCCAGAGCCACUCCCUUCUCCAGUCCAGGGACUGCAACCACCCUUCCAGCACUGAGAAGCACAGCCACUACACCCACAGCUACCAGCUUUACAGCCAUCCCCUCUUCCUCCCUGGGCACCACCUGGACCCGCCUAUCACAGACCACCACACCCACGGCCACCAUGUCCACAGCCACACCCUCCUCUACUCCAGAGACUGCACACACCUCCACAGUGCUUACCGCCACAGCCACCACAACCGGGGCCACCGGCUCUGUGGCCACCCCCUACUCCACCCCAGGGACAGCUCACACUACCAAAGUGCCGACUACCACAACCACGGGCUUCACAGCCACCCCCUCCUCCAGCCCAGGGACGGCACACACGCUUCCAGUGCGGAUCAGCACAACCAGCACACCCACAACCAGUGGCUCCAUGGUGACCCCCUCCUCCAUCCCGGAGACCACCCACACCGGCACAGUGCUGACCACCACCACCACAACUGUGGGCACUGGUUCUAUGGCAACACCCUCCUCUAGCACACAGACCAGUGGUACUCCCCCAUCACUGAUCACCACGGUCACUACGAUCACGGCCACCGGCUCCACCACCAACCCCUCCUCAACUCCAGGGACAACACCCAUCCCCCCAGUGCUGACCACCGCCGCCACCACACCUGCAGCCACCAGCAGCACAGUGACUCCCUCCUCUGCCCUAGGGACCACCCACACACCCCCAGUGCCGAACACCACGGCCACCACACACGGGCGAUCCCUGUCCACCAGCAGUCCCCACACGGUGCCCACAGCCUGGACUUCGGCCACCUCGGGCACCUUGGGCACCACCCACAUCACAGAGCCUUCCACGGUGACUUCCCACACCCCAGCAGCAACCACUGGUACCACCCAGCACUCGACUCCAGCCCUGUCCAGCCCUCACCCUAGCAGCAGGACCACCGAGUCACCCCCUUCUCCAGGGACGACCACCCCGGGCCACACCACGGCCACCUCCAGGACCACGGCCACGGCCACACCCAGCAAGACCCACACCUCGACCCUGCUGCCCAGCAGCCCCACAUCGGCCCCCAUAACCACGGUGGUGACCACGGGCUGUGAGCCCCAGUGUGCCUGGUCAGAGUGGCUGGACUACAGCUACCCCAUGCCGGGGCCCUCUGGCGGGGACUUUGACACCUACUCCAACAUCCGUGCGGCCGGAGGGGCCGUCUGUGAGCAGCCCCUGGGCCUCGAGUGCCGUGCCCAGGCCCAGCCUGGUGUCCCCCUGCGGGAGUUGGGCCAGGUUGUGGAAUGCAGCCUGGACUUUGGCCUGGUCUGCAGGAACCGUGAGCAGGUGGGGAAGUUCAAGAUGUGCUUCAACUAUGAAAUCCGCGUGUUCUGCUGCAACUACGGCCGCUGCCCCAGCACCCCGGCCACCAGCUCCAUGACCAUUCCCUCCUCCACUCCGGGGACGACCUGGAUCCUCACAGAGCUGACCACAACAGCCACUACGACUGCAUCCACUGGAUCCACGGCCACCCCAUCCUCCACCCCAGGGACCACCUGGAUCCUCACAGAGCCGACCACUACAGCCACCGUGACGGUGCCCACCGGCUCCAUGGCCACCACCUCCUCCACCCCGGGAACGGCUGGCACCCCAAAUAUGACCACCACGGCCACGACACCCACAGUCACCAGCUCCAAAGCCACUCCCUCCUCCAGUCCAGGGACUGCAACCACCCUUCCAGUGCUGACAAGCACAGCCACCAAAUCCACAGCUACCAGCUUUACACCCAUCCCCUCCUCCACCCUUGGGACCACCGGGACCCUCCCAGAACAGACCACCACACCCGUGGCCACCAUGUCCACAAUCCACCCCUCCUCCACUCCGGAGACCACCCACACCUCCACAGUGCUGACCACCACGGCCACCACGACAAGGGCCACCAGUUCCACGGCCACACCCUCCUCCACUCCGGGGACGACCUGGAUCCUCACAGAGCUGACCACAGCAGCCACUACAACUGCAGUCACUGGCCCCACGGCCACCCCGUCCUCCACCCCAGGGACCACCUGGAUCCUCACAGAGCCGACCACUACAGCCACCGUGACGGUGCCCACCGGCUCCACGGCCACCACCUCCUCCACCCGGGCAACUGCUGGCACCCCAAAUGUGAGCAGCACGGCCACGACACCCACAGUCACCGGCUCCAAAGCCACUCCCUCCUCCAGUGCAGGAACUGCAACCACCCUUCCAGCACUGAUAAGCACAGCCACCACACCCACAGCUACCAGCUUUACAGCCAUCCCCUCUUCCUCCCUGGGCACCACCUGGACCCACCUAUCACAGACCACCACACCCACGGCCACCAUGUCCACAGCCACACCCUCCUCUACUCCAGAGACUGCACACACCUCCACAGUGCUUACCGCCACGGCCACCACAACCGGGGCCACCGGCUCUGUGGCCACCCCCUACUCCACCCCAGGGACAGCUCACACUACCAAAGUGCCGACUACCACAACCACGGGCUUCAUAGCCACCCCCUCCUCCAGCCCAGGGACGGCACACACGCUUCCAGUGCGGAUCAGCACAACCAGCACACCCACAACCAGUGGCUCCAUGGUGACCCCCUCCUCCAUCCCGGAGACCACCCACACCGGCACAGUGCUGACCACCACCACCACAACUGUGGGCACUGGUUCUAUGGCAACACCCUCCUCUAGCACACAGACCAGUGGUACUCCCCCAUCACUGAUCACCACGGUCACUACGAUCACGGCCACCGGCUCCACCACCAACCCCUCCUCAACUCCAGGGACAACACCCAUCCCCCCAGUGCUGACCACCACCGCCACCACACCUGCAGCCACCAGUAGCACAGUGACUCCCUCCUCUGCCCUAGGGACCACCCACACACCCCCAGUGCCGAACACCACGGCCACCACACACGGGCGAUCCCUGUCCACCAGCAGUCCCCACACGGUGCCCACAGCCUGGACUUCGGCCACCUCGGGCACCUUGGGCACCACCCACAUCACAGAGCCUUCCACGGUGACUUCCCACACCCCAGCAGCAACCACUGGUACCACCCAGCACUCGACUCCAGCCCUGUCCAGCCCUCACCCUAGCAGCAGGACCACCGAGUCACCCCCUUCUCCAGGGACGACCACCCCGGGCCACACCACGGCCACCUCCAGGACCACGACCACGGCCACACCCAGCAAGACCCGCACCUCGACCCUGCUGCCCAGCAGCCCCACAUCGGCCCCCAUAACCACGGUGGUGACCACGGGCUGUGAGGCCCAGUGUGCCUGGUCAGAGUGGCUGGACUACAGCUACCCCAUGCCGGGGCCCUCUGGCGGGGACUUUGACACCUACUCCAACAUCCGUGCGGCUGGAGGGGCCGUCUGUGAGCAGCCCCUGGGCCUCGAGUGCCGUGCCCAGGCCCAGCCUGGUGUCCCCCUGCGGGAGUUGGGCCAGGUUGUGGAAUGCAGCCUGGACUUUGGCCUGGUCUGCAGGAACCGUGAGCAGGUGGGGAAGUUCAAGAUGUGCUUCAACUAUGAAAUCCGCGUGUUCUGCUGCAACUACGGCCGCUGCCCCAGCACCCCGGCCACCAGCUCCAUGACCAUUCCCUCCUCCACUCCGGGGACGACCUGGAUCCUCACAGAGCUGACCACAACAGCCACUACGACUGCAUCCACUGGAUCCACGGCCACCCCAUCCUCCACCCCAGGGACCACCUGGAUCCUCACAGAGCCGACCACUACAGCCACCGUGACGGUGCCCACCGGCUCCAUGGCCACCACCUCCUCCACCCCGGGAACGGCUGGCACCCCAAAUAUGACCACCACGGCCACGACACCCACAGUCACCAGCUCCAAAGCCACUCCCUCCUCCAGUCCAGGGACUGCAACCACCCUUCCAGUGCUGACAAGCACAGCCACCAAAUCCACAGCUACCAGCUUUACACCCAUCCCCUCCUCCACCCUUGGGACCACCGGGACCCUCCCAGAACAGACCACCACACCCGUGGCCACCAUGUCCACAAUCCACCCCUCCUCCACUCCGGAGACCACCCACACCUCCACAGUGCUGACCACCACGGCCACCACGACAAGGGCCACCAGUUCCACGGCCACACCCUCCUCCACUCCGGGGACGACCUGGAUCCUCACAGAGCUGACCACAGCAGCGACUAAAACUGCAGUCACUGGCCCCACGGCCACCCCGUCCUCCACCCCAGGGACCACCUGGAUCCUCACAGAGCCGACCACUACAGCCACCGUGACGGUGCCCACCGGCUCCACGGCCACCACCUCCUCCACCCGGGCAACUGCUGGCACCCCAAAUGUGAGCAGCACGGCCACGACACCCACAGUCACCGGCUCCAAAGCCACUCCCUCCUCCAGUGCAGGAACUGCAACCACCCUUCCAGCACUGAUAAGCACAGCCACCACACCCACAGCUACCAGCUUUACAGCCAUCCCCUCUUCCUCCCUGGGCACCACCUGGACCCACCUAUCACAGACCACCACACCCACGGCCACCAUGUCCACAGCCACACCCUCCUCCACUCCAGGGACUGUCCACACCUCCACAGUGCUUACCGCCAUGGCCACCACAACCGGGGCCACCAGCUCUGUGGCCACCCCCUCCUCCACCCCAGGAACAGCUCACACUACGAAAGUGCUGACCACCGCGGCCACCACGACAAGGGCCACGAGUUCCACGGCCACAGCCUCCUCCACUCCGGGGACGACCUGGAUCCUCACAGAGCUGACCACAGCAGCCACUACAACUGCAGCCACUGGCUCCACGGCCACCCCGUCCUCCACCCCAGGGACCACCUGGAUCCUCACAGAGCCGAGCACUACAGCCACCGUGACCGUGCCCACCGGAUCCAUGGCCACUGCCUCCUCCACCCAGGCAACUGCUGGCACCCCAAAUGUGACCACCACUGCCACGACACCCACAGUCACCAGCUCCAAAGCCACUCCCUCCUCCAGUCCAGGGACUGCAACCACCCUUCCAGCACUGAGAAGCACAGCCACCACACCCACAGCUACCAGCUUUACAGCCAUCCCCUCUUCCUCCCUGGGCACCACCUGGACCCGCCUAUCACAGACCACCACACCCACGGCCACCAUGUCCACAGCCACACCCUCCUCCACUCCAGAGACUGCGCACACCUCCACAGUGCUUACCACCAUGGCCCCCACAACCGGGGCUACCGGCUCUGUGGCCACCCCCUCCUCCACCCCAGGAACAGCUCACACUACCAAAGUGCUGACUACCACAACCACGGGCUUCACAGCCACCCCCUCCUCCAGCCCAUGGACGGCACGGACGCUUCCAGUGUGGUUCAGCACAACCAACAAACCCAUAACCAGUGGCUCCACGGUGACCCCCUCCUCCAUCCCGGGGACCACCCGCACCCCCACAGUGCUGACCACCACCACCACCACAACUGUGGCCACUGGUUCUAUGGCAACACCCUCCUCUAGCACACAGACCCCUGGUACUCCCCCACCACUGACCACCACGGCCACUACGAUCACGGCCACCGGCUCCACCACCCCCCUCUCCUCCACUCCAGGGACAACACCCAUCCCCCCAGUGCUGACCAGCACGGCCACCACACCCACAGUCACCAGCUCCAAAGCCACUCCCUCCUCCAGUCCAAGGACUGCAACCACCCUUCCAGUGCUGACAAGCACAGCCACCAAAUCCACAGCUACCAGCUUUACACCCAUCCCCUCCUCCACCCUUGGGACCACCGGGACCCUCCCAGAACAGACCACCACACCUGUGGCCACCAUGUCCACAAUCCACCCCUCCUCCACUCCGGAGACCACCCACACCUCCACAGUGGUGACCACCACGGCCACCACGACAAGGGCCACCAGUUCCACGGCCACACCCUCCUCCACUCCGGGGACGACCUGGAUCCUCACAGAGCUGACCACAGCAGCGACUACAACUGCAGUCACUGGCCCCACGGCCACCCCGUCCUCCACCCCAUGGACCACCUGGAUCCUCACAGAGCCGACCACUACAGCCACCGUGACGGUGCCCACCGGAUCCAUGGCCACCGCCUCCUCCACUCUGGGAACAGCUCACACCCCCAAAGUGGUGACCACCACGGCCACCAUGCCCACAGCCACUGCCUCCACGGUUCCCAGCUCAUCCACCCUAGGGACCACCCACACCCCCGCAGUGCUCCCCAGCAGCCUGCCAACCUUCAGCGUGUCCACUGUGUCCUCCUCAGUCCUCACCACCCUGAGACCCACUGGCUUCCCCAGCUCCCACUUCUCUACUCCCUGCUUCUGCAGGGCAUUUGGACAGUUUUUCUCGCCCGGGGAAGUCAUCUACAAUAAGACCGACCGAGCCGGCUGCCAUUUCUACGCAGUGUGCAAUCAGCACUGUGACAUCGACCGCUUCCAGGGCGCCUGUCCCACCUCCCCACCGCCAGUGUCCUCCGCCCCGCUGUCCUCGCCCUCCCCUGCCCCUGGCUGUGACAACGCCAUCCCUCUCCGGCAGGUGAAUGAGACCUGGACCCUGGAGAACUGCACGGUGGCCAGGUGCGUGGGUGACAACCGUGUCGUCCUGCUGGACCCAAAGCCUGUGGCCAACGUCACCUGCGUGAACAAGCACCUGCCCAUCAAAGUGUCGGACCCGAGCCAGCCCUGUGACUUCCACUAUGAGUGCGAGUGCAUCUGCAGCAUGUGGGGCGGCUCCCACUAUUCCACCUUUGACGGCACCUCUUACACCUUCCGGGGCAACUGCACCUAUGUCCUCAUGAGAGAGAUCCAUGCACGCUUUGGGAAUCUCAGCCUCUACCUGGACAACCACUACUGCGUGGCCUCUGCCACUGCCACUGCCGCCCGCUGCCCCCGCGCCCUCAGCAUCCACUACAAGUCCAUGGAUAUUGUCCUCACUGUCACCAUGGUGCAUGGGAAGGAGGAGGGCCUGAUCCUGUUUGACCAAAUUCCGGUGAGCAGCGGUUUCAGCAAGAACGGUGUGCUUGUGUCUGUGCCGGGGACCACCACCAUGCGUGUGGACAUUCCUGCCCUGGGCGUGAGCGUCACCUUCAAUGGCCAAGUCUUCCAGGCCCGGCUGCCCUACAGCCUCUUCCACAACAACACCGAGGGCCAGUGCGGCACCUGCACCAACAACCAGAGGGACGACUGUCUCCAGCGGGACGGAACCACUGCCGCCAGUUGCAAGGACAUGGCCAAGACUUGGCUGGUCCCCGACAGCAGAAAGGAUGGCUGCUGGGCCCCGACUGGCACACCCCCCACUGCCAGCCCCCCAGCCCCGGUGUCUAGCACACCCACCCCCGCCCCAUGCCCACCGCAGCCGCUCUGUGAUCUGAUGCUGAGCCAGGUCUUUGCUGAGUGCCACAACCUUGUGCCCCCGGGCCCAUUCUUCAACGCCUGCAUCAGUGACCACUGCAGGGGUCGCCUCAAGGUGCCCUGCCAGAGCCUGGAGGCUUACGCAGAGCUCUGCCGCGCCCGGGGAGUGUGCAGUGACUGGCGAGGUGCAACCGGCGGCCUCUGCGACCUCACCUGCCCACCCACCAAAGUGUACAAGCCAUGCGGCCCCAUACAGCCUGCCACCUGCAACUCCAGGAACCAGAGCCCACAGCUGGAGGGGCUGGCAGAGGGCUGCUUCUGCCCUGAAGACCAGAUCCUCUUCAACGCACACAUGGGCAUCUGCGUGCAGGCCUGCCCCUGCGUGGGACCUGAUGGGUUUCCUAAAUUUCCCGGGGAGCGGUGGGUCAGCAACUGCCAGUCCUGCGUGUGUGACGAGGGUUCAGUGUCGGUGCAGUGCAAGCCCCUGCCCUGUGAGGCCCAGGGUCAGCCCCCGCCGUGCAACCGUCCCGGCUUCGUAACCGUGACCAGGCCCCGGGCCGACAACCCCUGCUGCCCCGAGACGGUGUGCGUGUGCAACACAACCACCUGCCCCCAGAGCCUGCCUGUGUGCCCGCCAGGGCAGGAGUCCAUCUGCACCCAGGAGGAGGGCGACUGCUGUCCCACCUUCCGCUGCAGACCUCAGCUGUGUUCGUACAAUGGCACCUUCUACGGGGUUGGUGCAACCUUCCCAGGCGCCCUUCCCUGCCACAUGUGUACCUGCCUCUCUGGGGACACCCAGGACCCAACGGUGCAAUGUCAGGAGGAUGCCUGCAACAAUACUACCUGUCCCCAGGGCUUUGAGUACAAGAGAGUGGCCGGGCAGUGCUGUGGGGAGUGCGUGCAGACCGCCUGCCUCACACCCGAUGGCCAGCCAGUCCAGCUGAACGAAACCUGGGUCAACAGCCGUGUGGACAACUGCACGGUGUACCUCUGUGAGGUUGAGGGUGGAGUCCAUUUGCUGACCCCACAGCCUGCAUCCUGCCCAGAUGUGUCCAGCUGCAGGGGGAGCCUCAGGAAAACCGGUUGCUGCUACUCCUGUGAGGAGGACUCCUGUCAAGUCCGCGUCAACACGACCGUCCUGUGGCACCAGGGCUGCGAGACCGAGGUCAACAUUACCUUCUGCGAGGGCUCCUGCCCCGGAGCGUCCAAGUACUCAGCAGAGGCCCAGGCCAUGCAGCACCAGUGCACCUGCUGCCAGGAGAGGCGGGUCCACGAGGAGACGGUGCCCUUGCACUGUCCUAACGGCUCGGCCAUCCUGCACACCUACACCCACGUGGAUGAGUGUGGCUGCACGCCCUUCUGUGUCCCUGCGCCCAUGGCUCCCCCACACACCCGUGGCUUCCCGGCCCAGGAGGCCACUGCUGUCUGAGAACGUUCUGCCUCCAUCCCCAUGCUCUGUCCACCUGGAGCCAGGACGUGCAUUGUCCGAUCAUGAAAACCUUGGGCCUGCUCUGCGGAGCCCCCCGGCCUGUGUGUGGCACCCCGUGCUCCGUGCUCCUGCUGCCCACCCCGUGGGUGAAACCGGCCCCAGAAGGGUGAGGGGCCAGCAGGACCCCUUUCGGGAGGGCGCCACUCAGGAGUCCUACCCUGGGAGAGCCUGUGGCCCACCUUGGCCUCGCCCCUCCCUGAUGUCACUGGGACGCCCUGGAACAAACUAAGCAUGUGCGGGCCUAUGUGUCCCUGCCACGGCCGGAGCGCCCGCGCAGCAUGGAUUCCAGCUGGCCACGUCCGGCCGCUGCGGCAGACAGGCUGGUCCAGGCAAGGCCAGCUGCUGCCAGGAAGCUGCGACAGGCAAGGCGGCCGCCUGUCCAUGCCUGCUGCAGGGUACCUCAGGGCUGAGGUCGCAACGGCCAGGUCAGAGAGGGGUCAGCAUCCCAAAGCCCCCUCUGCUCAACCCAGCCAAGUUUUGCAAA